GCUAGAAAUGAGAAGAGAGGGGUUGAAGCUCUAGAGAAGCUCAAAGGGUUAAUUGGUUUAGCUAAAGAAAAUUUGGUGUUUCAACAGCUUGAUGUUAUGGAUCCUUCCACUAUUGCUUCUUUGGCUGAAUUCAUUAAGACUCAAUUUGGCAGGCUUGAUAUCUUGGUGAACAAUGCAGGAAUUGGUGGAGUCACUGCAGAUGCUGAUGCCCUUAGAGCUACACAAGAGUCCAGUGGGACAGGAGGAUCUCAAGUCAAUUGGAAUAACAUAUUGAUUCAGACAUAUGAAUUAGCAGAGGAAUGUCUUGAAACAAACUACUAUGGUGUGAAGAGAAUGACUGAAGCGUUUAUUCCACUGCUCCAAUUAUCUAACUCGCCGAGGAUUGUGAAUGUUUCUUCCUCUAUGGGA
Messenger RNA from Nicotiana tabacum (common tobacco), 408 nucleotides. NCBI's taxonomy places the organism in Eukaryota, Viridiplantae, Streptophyta, Magnoliopsida, Solanales, Solanaceae. The record is from RefSeq and is a predicted model, not a curated record.